AGAACACACUAGUUGUAUAUUUUUUCUGCAGAACAUAAUGCUGAUAUAGACAUGAUUAUAAAAAUUGAAAGUGCUGAUUUCAUACCAAAUCUUCAUUCUAUUAUUUCAGCUUCAGACGGGCGCUAGCAACCGGAAUGAAAAGAUGGUUGUGGAGAAUUGUGGAUGGAGCUCGAAGGCGAAGAUGGUUCCAAAUUCCCUUUGGAAAGCGGCGAGAAAGCAUUGUUCGGACGAGGUUCUGGUUUUAACACCGACGACCACACUGUUUCCCGCCGUCACGUUUCGUUCCAACUCAACGAUGCCGAUUCAGAGCCUCCUAGGGUUUCAUUCCAAGUCAUCGGAACAAACCCCAUUUGGGUUUUGAAAAACAAUGACGGAACUCUUAAGCUCUUCAACAAGUUCGAUAACGGUCAAUUGGAACUCGGAGACCGUUUCUGUUUGUCAGGGAAAACUCCCCUCUGGUUCAAAUUGAACAAGCCUCAACUUUCUGAAACUCAGAUUCACUUUGACCAACUUGAUCUUUCACAGAUUGAUCCUGUUCAAGAGUUUGGCUUUCUUGUGAUGAGACAUGAGUUUGACCGGUAUCCAAAGGGCAUGAUCCAGAAAGUGGAGAAUUGGAAAUGGUUCCUCGAGGAGCCUAGCAAAGAAAGCGAGGAUGACGAUGGGGAUGAUUCUGAGGAGACGAGGAAAACGAAGGGAAAGCGAAAAGUAUUUGAAGACAAUGAGGAUGACGAGUGGACCGGUGAUAGUGAAGAUGAUAAAGACCUUGUUGCUAAGACGGGAAAAGGUAAGAAACCUGUGUACUCCACAAGGUCUAAAGAUAAAGGAGGAGCUAAGAGAAAGAAAACAGCUAGUGUCAACAAAACUGUUGAAGAAGAAGAAGAAGAAGAUGACAAUAAUGAUGAUGAUGAUGAGACGCUAGGAGGUUUCAUUGUUACCGAUGAAGAAAACGGUGAAGAACAGGGCAACGACGAAGAUGAGGAGGAAGAAGAGUUUGAAGAAGAGGAAGAAGAUGACGAUUGAUGCUGUGGUGGGUUAAAAAAUCAAGAUAAAAACCAAGUUUGUGGCCUUGUGAUAAAAACCAAGUUUCAUCAUGAUAACAUCAAUUUGAUUGUUUUUUGUGAUGGUCUGAUGAAUUGUUGUGUUUAGGACUAUAUUCAAUGUAUGAAAUGGCUAUGAACUCUAAACAUCUUCUUUUC
Molecule: messenger RNA, 1196 nt
Organism: Lathyrus oleraceus (garden pea)
Lineage: Eukaryota; Viridiplantae; Streptophyta; Magnoliopsida; Fabales; Fabaceae
Exons: 3
Coding region: 163-1020 (285 amino acids)
Molecular function (GO): protein binding
Source: RefSeq, a predicted model, not a curated record